AUGCAACUUUCGAGAUCAAGUGCCAUGGAGGCUGCUGAUCUGGAUGGUGCACUCGAGUAUUUGACACGGGUACCAAGCAACGCUGCCACGGAUAUCUUACAAGAUACUUUCCGGUCAACGCUCAAAUAUUAUGGUCACUCCCAUGAAGCACGUGUCGCGUUAAGUCGAGUCUUAUUUCGUGCAUGGCAUUUUAAAGAUGUUAGCCGAUCUGAUUUCUCUGUAUCACGAUUCGAACGUGGAAUUACGACAAGAGAGUUCUUGGCAUUGAUGGAUGACAAUGAUUUAUUCAUUCAUAUUAUGGGAGAUGUUUACCUAUUACCAUAUCAAGAUGCUUUAGCAGUACUUCAAGAGAUGAUGGGCUCUGAUGAUCGGCACGCUACUCGUUUUCUGGUGCCCUAUAUGAGAAUCGCCAAUUCUAUAGCACACGACCGAGAUUUCAUGGAUGCUAUUGCUUUCAUCACAGCGGGCCAAUUUGUUUCUUCAGGAGACGAGUCCAUCAAGUUACAGAAGUUGCUUGCGGAGCAAUUGAAAACGUGCAAGCCGAGUCGCAAGAUCUAUCUUUUAAGGAUCCAGGACGUUUGUCUUCCCAGUUCUUUUGCAUCAAAAGCACCUGACAACCAAUUACAGCAUAAACGACGCCGUAUCCAUGUCAAUACCCAACAAAACACAACUAUCACCAACAUCAAAGAAGAAUGGAGAGACAAUGAUCACGCCAUGGCAUUCAUCCUCUUGUGUGAGCGUAUGCAAGAAAUGUCACGUCCAUUUCCAUCAUUAGCCAUUAAGGAAUGCUUGGAUCAUAUCAAGAUGCUACCAGAUCACGUGUUCGAUGCUCUUCAGCAGACAUUAUCCCAAAGCGAUGACGCCUUAUCACAUUGCAAACAACAAUGCCUGAAUGCUUUACAUGAUCAGCACCCUUCAUGGCAAUCUAUUCUCAAGUUGAUGGUGCAAUACACUGAUCUUUGGAUUGAGGAAUGGAUACAACCCAAUGUCAUGGACGUCUUUGUGACGAUCAUACGGGAUAAUCAUAUGAUUAUUGAUUGCUAUCAUAACCUUUAUAAGGCGCUAUAUCGGAUACCCGCACAAAAGCAAGAGCAAGUCAAAAUGGAGCAGCUAUGCCGCUUCUUUCGUAAAUUGCUGGAGAGCAUUGACAACAAGAAUGAACUGAUGGCGAUUCGGGAUUAUAUCUUUCAGCACAUGACGUUAUACCAUGGUGUCGAAUACAACCUCUUCAAUGGAUUCCAGGAGCUGGAUUUUAACGGCGAGCUUACAAGACUUCUCAACCAGUGCUCUAACAAGCAUGUUAGCUGGGAUCAUGCUACAAAAGGUCUUACAGUGCUUUCAAUAUUUUGGCCUUACAAAGUUAUCAGCGAGAUUGCUUCUCAAUGUGUGGUGAAUCAAGACAAGCAAAAGACAAUGAUACCAGUAUUACGGCAACUCGGUGGUCUCGCCAAGUUAGGGAUCUCGCAUGAUGGAAAGAGUACAACGCUUCUUGGCCACUAUCUGCAAGCCCUGAUAUCACAGUCAGAAUUGGAUUUCUUACGUGUCAAUGUAUCUGCUAUUGCUUCAUUGUUUAAAAUGUGUUGCAGCUCCCCGAAUUCAUCUUUUGAAGAAUACCCUGGUAUCCUUAUUCCUCGAGAUCACGUGCGGACCGAUCAAAAUGUCUUGUUCGAUUCUACGGAUUUCAUUGUUGAUGAGCUUCCUCUAUUACUUUCAGCAAAAGAUGACCAGUGGACAAUGAUGGAAUUGGGUUUGCGCAUACUCGAUGCCCUUUAUGGAAGCGAUAAGAUGCAACACGAGAGAUUCAGGGAUGCCAACGUGAUCAAGUCAGCCAUUUUAUCCAAUGCAGCACCGGUUGAUUUAUGCUUUGCUUUGACAGAAGUACUGGAAAACAGAUAUACGCUAGACCAAUCAACAGCACCUUCGAUACAGCUAUUGGAAAUGGCAUUCAACCUCUUGCAAACUACAUUACACUCUUUGAUGCAAAGCACCGAUAUCAUUUCCUCCGAAGAUGUUGUCAAUGGAAUAUUCGCUCAACUUGAAAUGAAUUAUGAUUGGAGGACGUGUAUGCUGUGGAGCGACUUUCAAUUUACGCUGCAAAAGCGACAUGACCCCACCAAAGCGAAACUAUCGAUACCGAGAUCUCUUCAGCCCAUGGUUGAUACCCUCGACGGCACCUGUCGCCUUUAUGGAACCAUGUCGCACGCACACCAAACAUGUUGGGAUGUAUUAUUUGAUACAUGCAAGCUAUCGCCACUAUUCAUAGAGAAGCUUUUUUCGACCAAGCAUGUGUGGAAACACCAUCUGAAGACUCUCUACCAACACCCGAUGGAAGAUAAGAUCGUGACACACCAUCUUUACCAAAGCCUUUUCCCCAGCUUAUCGCUCAGCGUCAGCGUCGAGUACGAACAAUUGCUAGUCGACUUUCUCGAUCACCUCUAUGAUUCAUUUGAUGCACAUCACGUGGUUGUCGACUUUGCAUAUGCCAAUGAUGCUUUGAGCCCAUUUGCCAAGAUGCUUACGAAAAGGGAUGCGAAGAUCUUUUACAAAGUGCUUUAUUGCACCAAUCUACUUGGGAAAAAGUGUCCUCCUGAUGCAUCAAAAGGGUCUCAAGCAUACUUUGUCAAUUGCAUUGUGAGGAUAUUACAGGGAAUACACAGCUGGGCCGAUCCCUUCCCCCAUUAUGCACAGAACCCAAGUUUGAAUAGCGUGCGCGAUGACAUGUACACUGACCCAUAUGCAAGCAAGAACGUGGCUGGGAUUUAUGAUGGCGAAGAUCAACCUCUCGAAGAAUACGAUAUGGAAAACCCACAAGCUUCGGCACAUCAAGUUGUAGUCGUUGAUGUAUUCUAUCCACUCUACAACGACGAGAUGGCUUCCAGGAAAGCGUUAUCGUUAUUGACAUUGUGCUUGGUGUGUGAAUCUAUCCUGCAAGUGGGCGACGAUGAUGACAACGAAUUGGGCGAAUCUAUCCGCGUGUUUAUGCUACAAAUCAUUGAAGGUUUACGCGAUACCCGACAACGUCGAAUGUUUCGUGAGCUCGCUGCGACUCAACUAAAAUCGAGACUUGUUAAAUGGAGGAAGGCUAGUGGUCAAAAGCGGCGUGCUAUACUACGACCUUUGCUAUCAGAUCAAGAAGAGAGGUUAAUGAUAUCUUAUUUCUCGAAACUUGGACCAGAACGAUCAAAUGCUUUGCUUGGGUUGUUACAAGAGGAGCAACAACAAGUGUCAUCUCGUGGAAAGAAAGCCAAGAAGCACAUCGCUAUAUACUGUGUCCCUCCUCACAACAAGCCAAAAUCAACAUCAUCGUAG
Lichtheimia ornata is the source of this 3309-nucleotide messenger RNA. RefSeq lists its product as uncharacterized. Lineage: Eukaryota; Fungi; Mucoromycota; Mucoromycetes; Mucorales; Lichtheimiaceae. The coding region runs from base 1 to 3309 and encodes 1102 amino acids. The transcript has 15 exons. The record is from RefSeq and is a predicted model, not a curated record.